Molecule: messenger RNA, 1265 nt
Organism: Drosophila biarmipes
Lineage: Eukaryota; Metazoa; Arthropoda; Insecta; Diptera; Drosophilidae
Product: box C/D snoRNA protein 1
Exons: 3
Coding region: 81-1094 (337 amino acids)
Biological process (GO): snoRNA localization; maturation of LSU-rRNA from tricistronic rRNA transcript (SSU-rRNA, 5.8S rRNA, LSU-rRNA); box C/D snoRNP assembly
Cellular component (GO): nucleus; pre-snoRNP complex
Source: RefSeq, a predicted model, not a curated record
AGCCAAGCCAAGGCAUCCAGCACAGUCGGUUGUAAACAAUGGCAACACGCGGCUUCAGUUGCAAUUUAAAUUAACUUGCGAUGGCAGCGGAGACCAGCACGAAGACCAGCACCCUUCGCCUGGGCAUGUGCGAGGUGUGCGCCGCCAAGGAGGCGCGCUACGCGUGCCCCAAGUGCGAGGUGAAGACCUGCAGCCUGCCCUGCGUCCAGAUCCACAAGAAGGAGCUCGCCUGCGAUGGCCAGCGGGACCGCACCAAGUUCGUGCCCCUCAGCGAGAUGACGUCGCGCGAGUUCAUGAGCGACUACUGCUUCCUGGAGGAGUGCACCCGCUACGCGGAGAAUCGCAAGACCGAUCGGUGCAAGCGAUUCACCCACGACCAGCGCAAUCUCCCGGUGGCCCAGCACCGGAUGCGAACGGCGGCCAGGAAGCGCAACAUCAAUCUGCGCCUGCAGCUGGAGAACUUCAGCCGGCACAAGGAGAACACCACGUACCUGAACUGGAAGCUGGGCCGCUUCUACUGGCGCGUCGAGUGGCUCUUCGCCAACAUUCCGCUCGAGGCGCAGCAGCCGCGGGCUGUGGCCCGCUUCGUGGACGAUCGGUGCGACGAGGAGGUCAUCCUGUCCGACCUGGUCCUCAAGUAUGUGGAUCUGCAGCAGGAAACGGCGAGGGAUCACCGCAGACUGCUGGAAAACCACCAGACUGCCGGCAUUGGCCAGCUGAGUUUCUGGCUGAGAGCCGAGGGCGUGCGCCGCAGCUCCACGAGAUGCUACCGCCUGGAGGCGACCAAAACGCUGGGCGAGAACCUGGCCGGCAAGACCAUCGUGGAGUUCCCCACCAUCUUCGUUACCUACGAACCGAGGCCACCGGGCGGCCACGAAGCCAUCGACAGCAGUGAUGAACUGGAGGAGGAGGAGCCGCCUUUAACCAAAGCCAAACCAGAGCCACCGAGCAAUGCAACUCCCAUUCAAGAGGAUGCAGAUGAGCCACAUGAUGUCUACCACGAUCUGGCUGCAGCCUUUGCUGGCGAAGAUGUCAGUGAGCCUGAGGACGACGAGGAAUUCGAGGCACUUUACAGAGAACACGCGGAGCUGUAGAAACAAAGCCAGAGCCUGGAGGCUUGCCAAGAGUUCAACAGAGCACAGGAUCCCAGGGCUUAGGGCAGCGUUCCACUGCUCAGCAUUCAUAAAAAGGAAUCCAGUAACCUGAAAGGCCACCCUGGCCACCUUAACCACUGAUAAUUUAGUAAAUAAAACAAGUAGCUCUUA